AAAACGUAAAACAUGGUUCUUCUUGUUGCUUUUUUCUGCAUUUUCCUCUCCUCUGCAAUUGCUUGUGAUCGAUGUGCCCAUCAAUCAAAGGCUGCCUACUUUUCAUCUCCCUCCCUUCUUGGAUCUGGGGCAUGUGGGUAUGGCACCAUGGCCCUAGGAUUUAAUGGUGGAUACGUUGCAGCUGGGAGCUCUAAACUCUACAGAGGAGGAGUUGGGUGUGGUGGCUGCUUUCAGGUGAGGUGCAAGAACACGACCCUUUGCAGUAGGAGAGGAGUUAAAGUGAUAUUAACGGAUUUGAAUAAAGGCAAUGAAACGGAUUUUGUCCUCAGCAACAGAACUUUCAUGGCCAUGGGUCAUAGGAACAUGGCCCAAGAAAUGGAGGGUGCAGGGACUGUUGAUGUGGAAUAUAAGAGGAUUCCUUGUGACUACAAGAACCAGAACUUGUCAAUGAGAGUGGAAGAGAGUAGCCAAAAUUCAAAUUACCUAGCAAUCAAGUUCAUCUAUCAAGGUGGCCAGACCGAUAUCAUGGCCGUCGAUGUGGCUCAGGUUGGUUCAUCGAAUUGGCGCUACAUGACCCAAAAUCAUGGACCCGUUUGGGAUACAGAUAGAACACCGGCUGGUCCAUUACAGUUUCGGCUAGUGGUGACGGGCGGGUACGACGGGAAGUGGGUAUGGGCACAGCGAGUCCUUCCGACGGAUUGGAAGGCUGGAGUGGUCUAUGACUCAGGUGUCCAAAUCAAUGACAUUGCUCAAGAAUUGUGUCCCACUUGCGACGAUGGCGUAUGGAAGUGAUAUCCAUACAAUGUAUAUAGACAUUCAAUUGAUUAACUCCCAUUU
Messenger RNA from Magnolia sinica, 837 nucleotides. Its product is annotated as expansin-like A2. The transcript has 5 exons. Gene Ontology annotation, biological process: sexual reproduction. The record is from RefSeq and is a predicted model, not a curated record. The coding region runs from base 13 to 792 and encodes 259 amino acids. NCBI's taxonomy places the organism in Eukaryota, Viridiplantae, Streptophyta, Magnoliopsida, Magnoliales, Magnoliaceae. Gene Ontology annotation, cellular component: extracellular region.